This is a messenger RNA of Oryctolagus cuniculus (rabbit), 3253 nucleotides long. It is a transcript of the gene ATG16L1, whose product is annotated as autophagy related 16 like 1. Gene Ontology annotation, molecular function: protein-membrane adaptor activity; protein binding. Gene Ontology annotation, biological process: autophagosome assembly. The record is from RefSeq and is a predicted model, not a curated record. NCBI's taxonomy places the organism in Eukaryota, Metazoa, Chordata, Mammalia, Lagomorpha, Leporidae. Gene Ontology annotation, cellular component: Atg12-Atg5-Atg16 complex; autophagosome membrane; phagophore assembly site membrane.
CGCCCAAACUAUUUCCGUCGGGAGGCGGAAGGCGUCCCGGAUGGUCUCGCGCGCGGCCUGUGCGAGGUGAACCCUGAGGCUGCUGGCGGUCCCGCGCCGAGGUCUGUCUCAUGCUGCGGGCUGCGGCCGCCGGCCUCCGCUCGCACCAGCGGCGCUGAGGCGCCGGAGCCGCGCGCGCCAUGUCGUCGGGUCUCCGCCCCGGCGACUUCCCCCGCUGGAAGCGCCACAUCUCGGAGGAGCUGAGGCGCCGGGACCGGCUGCAGAGGCAGACGUUCGAGGAGAUCAUCCUGCAGUACAACAAGUUGCUGGAAAAGUCGGAUCUUCAUUCAGUGUUGGCCCAGAAACUACAAGCUGAAAAGCAUGACCCACCAAACCGGCAUGAGCUAAGUCCUGGACAUGAUAGUGCAUGGAAUGACAGCCAGCUGCAAGAAAUGGCCCAGCUGAGAAUUAAACACCAAGAAGAGCUGACUGAAUUACACAAGAAACGUGGGGAGUUAGCUCAGCUGGUGAUCGACCUGAAUAACCAGAUGCAGCAGAAGGACCGGGAGAUGCAGGUGAAUGAGGCAAAAAUUGCAGAAUGCUUGCAGACUAUCUCUGACCUGGAGACCGAGUGCCUGGAUCUGCGGACUAAGCUUCAGGACCUGGAAAUAGCCAAUCAGACCCUGAAGGAUGAAUAUGAUGCCCUGCAGAUCACGUUCACUGCCUUGGAGGAGAAACUGAGGAAAACCACGGAGGAGAACCAGGAGCUGGUCACCCGGUGGAUGGCUGAGAAAGCCCAGGAAGCCAAUCGCCUCAACGCAGAGAAUGAGAAGGACUCCAGGCGGCGGCAAGCCCGGCUGCAGAAGGAGCUCGCGGAAGCCGCAAAGGAGCCUCUGCCGGUGGAGCAGGACGAUGACAUUGAAGUCCUCGUGGAUGAAGCCUCUGACCACACUGAGGAGACCUCUCCCGUGCGAGCCGUCAGCAGAGCAGCCACUAAGCGACUCUCGCAGCCUGCUGGAGGCCUUCUGGAUUCUAUCACUAAUAUCUUUGGUCUGUCCGAGUCUCCCCUUUUGGGACAUCAUUCCUCUUCUGAUGCUGCCAGGAGACGCUCAGUCUCUUCCUUCCCAGUCCCCCAGGAACAUGUGGAUGCUCACCCGGGUUCUGGUAAAGAAGUGAGGGUGCCAACCACUGCCCUGUGUGUCUUUGAUGCCCAUGAUGGGGAAGUCAACGCUGUGCAGUUCAGUCCAGGUUCCCGCUUACUGGCCACAGGAGGCAUGGACCGGAAAGUAAAGCUUUGGGAAGCGUUUGGAGACAAAUGUGAGUUUAAGGGUUCCCUGUCUGGCAGUAAUGCUGGCAUCACCAGCAUUGAAUUCGACAGUGCUGGUUCUUACCUCUUAGCAGCUUCCAAUGAUUUUGCAAGCCGAAUCUGGACUGUGGAUGAUUAUCGAUUACGGCACACACUCACGGGACACAGUGGGAAAGUGCUCUCUGCCAAGUUCCUGCUGGACAACGCACGGAUCGUGUCGGGAAGUCACGACCGGACCCUCAAACUCUGGGACCUGCGCAGCAAAGUCUGCAUAAAGACAGUGUUUGCAGGAUCCAGUUGCAAUGAUAUUGUCUGCACAGAGCAGUGUGUAAUGAGUGGACAUUUUGACAAGAAAAUUCGUUUCUGGGACAUCCGAUCAGAGACGAUCGUCCGAGAGAUGGAGCUGUUGGGGAAGAUUACUGCCCUGGACUUGAACCCAGAAAGGACCGAGCUCCUGAGCUGCUCCCGUGACGACCUGCUCAAAGUUGUUGAUCUCCGAGCGAAUGCUGUGAGGCAGACAUUCAGUGCGCCUGGAUUCAAGUGCGGCUCUGACUGGACCAGAGUUGUCUUCAGCCCCGAUGGCAGUUACGUGACAGCAGGCUCGGCCGACGGCUCGCUCUACGUGUGGAGUGUGCUCACGGGGAAAGUGGAGCAGGUGCUAACGAAGCAGCACAGCUCAUGCAUCAAUGCGGUGGCAUGGUCCCCCUCCGGCCUCCACGUGGUCAGUGUGGACAAAGGCAGCAAAGCCGUGCUGUGGGCACAGCCGUGAUGGACCUCCCGGGAGAAGCACAGGACUCUGCAGCUCUGGCCUGGUGAAUGUGUGUCUGCCCGGAGAAGGGCUCAGGCCAAGGCUCAGUGGCCUUUUGAACAGGAUUUCCUAGAAUCUUGACUGAGGUCUGUAAUGGCCCGGAAGAAUCACACUGAAACAAUCUGACCCUGUGGUCGCUCAGCAGAGGUUCAGGUUCCUGCCUUGCUUCCAGUGGGAAACACUACUAGCUCUGAUCUUCCAUACCUCAUUGGGCAGGGGAGCACAGGCCCCUGCUAGGUCUCCUCACUGGACAGCAGUGCCAAAAACACCCGACCUGUCCAGGCGUCGGUUCGCUCUGUGCUUUCUCCUGGCCUUCCAGUCUGUUCUCACCCAAUGCAUGCUCCCCCCUUGGGCUCGUUUGCUCCAUGAAAUCGCUUUAAACCUAAGAUUAAUGGGACCCCAGCCCAGGGCCCGUCCUGAUGCUGAGACCCUGGGGUUGGGCCAGGGCUUCUGUGCAGAUCACGUCUGACCCCUCGGAAGCUCCUGACGUCCCUGCAGCUGUUCUGCAGAGCUUGACUCACUGUCCCAGCACAUCUGCGUAUCUAUUUCCUGAUCAAGAAAUAAACACCCAUUUGGCUUCUAAGUAGAGGAGGAAGCGUGGAAACCUCCUGCCAGAGUGGAUUCACUGCGGUGUGAGGAGCGUGCUCCUGUGUCGCUCGGCUCAUGCUCAGAAGGCGGCUGCACACCACGUCUGCUGUGGCAAGGGGCGUGACGCCUCAGCCACACUGCCGUGCCCCGGGCUGCAGAGCAGGAAGCCGCGUCCGGGAAGCGCCGGGCCAUCUUCCCGGUGCAGGAGUUGCCGUGAAAGCCAGGAAAAGAUGCCCGUCUUUACCUGUGCGUUAGAUUGCAGUUCUGGGUGUCUGAAGCACCAGUGUUUGUAUCACUUUUUAAUUUGCACUUUAUUUUCCCCUCCCUCACUUUGUUCUCUGCACAGUUGGGGAUUGAGUGAUGGCCUGGGGGUGAGGAAUGAGGCCUGGGGCGGCCUCUCUAGCCUUCCCCUCUCCUGCCCACAUCGCCCCUCUGCGGUUUGCCCUUAGAGGAGUUGUGUUCACGUUCAGGGGAGCUGAAAUUCAAAGGCCAGGGCACAUCAUUUAUUUAUUUAAUUAUGUUGCCCACAAAACUUGAUUGUAAAUAAAGAAAAAUCUUAUAUACUUUUCAAA